UAUCUGCUCAGGGGUCGUUUUGUAUAUUCUGCUGGGUAAUAUAGAAAAGCGAUCUGUGAAUAGCAUCACGUAGACACUUUUGACAUUGUUGCCAUCCUUCUGCAUUUAUAUAGGAAGGUUGAUACUAACUGACUUUUUGAGUCUGCUAUUUAUUUAUUGUAUUGAUCGUUGGUAUCUAGAUACAAGAUGUCUGGCCACUUGGUUUGCAAAUCGGGCUUUGGCCUCGGCAAGGUUGCCAAAUUGAUGUUGGCUUCCGUUGUUGUACUUAGUGCCUUCAGUGGUAACGUUUGGGCUAACGAAGCUGAGGUAUCUCAGGUGGUUAAGCCUGGCAGUGUUAAUGGCUGGUGGUUCACAAAAGGUGAAUAUGAUGUUGACCCUGAAUGGAAUGAGGCCGAUAUUGUCUAUGAUGACUAUAAGAAGUACAAUGGUUUUUCUGACAUGGAUAAAACUGAAAGCACUGAAAAGACAUCAUUGGGUGAUAUAUUUAUGAAGCUUGGUCCAAAGAAGUGUAUGAACCUUAGAGUUAAGGAUGUAGAUGUUGACAUGCAACGUGCCAAUAGACGUCUAGCGACUAUCUUGCAACAUAUUACAGACCACACCCCUGAAUCGCCUAUGUUUGCUGUGUCUGAGAACAUCGUGAAGGCGCUUAAUAAACAACAUACUAUUGAACUUCCCAAGGCACUGGCUCAACAACUUUGCCAAUUCGAUGCUAAAGCGAUGAAGACAGACGAAUCAAGGCAGUUUAAGGAUGCGUUCUCCACCUUCUUUGCUGACUUUGUUGCUGAUGUACUACUAGGUUACAGCCCUAUGUCAGAACAUAUGGGUGUUCGUUGCAAAGCUUUUAGUCAGAUUAAGAAGCAUGUAUUACUCUCUUUGAAUGGUAUUGAAAAUUUGGACAAAGAUUCAUGCGUUAAUGUAACUCAGCCCGCCAUUCCCACCAUCCCUGAGCAGCCAGUUGCUGAAGAACCAUCUGAUGUCACCGUAACUGCUCCCGAAGAGUGUGAGGAAGAAGUUGUUAUUAAUCCAGAGGAAGAAAACAAACCUGACUCCUCCUCCUCCUCUUCUUCUUCAUCAUCGUCUUCUUCAGAAUCGGAUUCAGAUGAAGAGGAUAGGGAACCCAUUGUUGAGGAACCAGUUGUUGAGGAACCAGUUGUUGAGGAACCUGCUGAGACUCCUGCUGAGACUCCUGCUGAGACUCCUGCUGAGACUCCCGCUGAGACUCCCGCUGAGACUCCCGCUGAGACUCCUGCUGAGACUCCUGCUGAGACUCCCGCUGAGACUCCCGCUGAGACUCCCGCUGAGACUCCCGCUGAGACUCCCGCUGAGACUCCCGCUGAGACUCCUGCUGAGAAACCUGCUGAGAAACCUGCUGAGAAACCUGCUGAGAAACCUGCUGAGAAACCCGCAUCCAGACCUUGUUACGGUGGUCGCAAAGGUGAAGAAGUGGUCGUCCUUCAAACUACCAGUACAAAUCAAACACCACUUAAGGAGUUACCUGUAGUGACAGGCCCAUCAACUAACAGGCUAUGGCACGAGAAUGUUGAUAUUGAUAUGCCGGUUGUCCAAAAGCGCCUGUCAACCAUUUUGGGCUAUGUUACCAACUACGAUCCAAAGCACCCAUUUUUUGCCGUAUCUGAGAACAUAGUUAAGGUACUGAAUGACUCAUGCAAAUUUGCUUUGCCCGAGGACCUUGCCGUAGAACUGUCAUCCAUUGAGUCUGGAAAGAUAUUUGGCUACGAAUGGGAGGUCUUUACUCAGAUUUUUGCUGACUACCUAUCACUUGUCGUUAUGAAUGGGUUGUGCGGCCCUCGACCUGCAAGCAGAAAAGAAAGUGAACCAUGGUUGAGAAAUUACUAUGAAACCAAGAACCACAUUGUAAGGUCCUUGAAUAAAAUACAGAUGCUAGACUAAGAUUCAGAUCACAGUUAAAUUUUAAAAAUUAAAACUUUAACAAAAAUGUAAUUUAAAGAACCUCAUUUGAUU
Molecule: messenger RNA, 1983 nt
Organism: Babesia bovis T2Bo
Lineage: Eukaryota; Apicomplexa; Aconoidasida; Piroplasmida; Babesiidae
Exons: 1
Coding region: 187-1911 (574 amino acids)
Source: RefSeq, a predicted model, not a curated record